ACCACCAGUAGUUCGUCUUAAUUGAGUCACAGUGACGACAGGGCUUCGAAGGGUCAAACAGCCUGCUCUGUGGAUUGGUUAAAACCGCCCCCGUAGUCGCGGUGAGCCAUCAUAGGAUUAGAGGAGCCAUGCCCAUUCUCACCGUAUUUACUUUGCACUUGAAUGGGAUGAGAUGGGCCUACUGUCCAGUUGUAAACGUCAACCACACGAGUUCACACCCACUUCCAGAGCUGCCCUUCUCUUACUGACAGUGCCACGAGCGACUCUGCAUUUAGCAGCAGGCCACGGAUUACCUGACCAAGGUUGGGUUGUUGGAGAGUGAGAGGAAUUCCAACUCCGUUCCAUCUGCCAUGGACGACUCUUCCGACGGGGGUCAGCUGACCGCACCGCAGAGUGCCGAGGACACAGUAUCGGAUACAAAGCUGCCCACCGACACAGUGACCGGUGUCGCGAAGCCGAAGAGACGGUCCAACACCGAAGUCCGAAUUCGCACCGUGUUCAGCGAGGACCAGAAGCGGCAGUUGCUCCAUCGCUUUCACCGGCAGAGUUAUAUCUCCCCCCUGGAGCGGGCUGAGCUGGCCAAAGCGCUGGGGCUCUCUUGCAAACAGGUGAAGACCUGGUAUCAGAAUCGAAGAAUGAAGAUGAAGCGUACUCAGUACGGCCAGAACCCAGCAAACUCUUGGAACCAGCCAAACUUCAGCGCAGUUUCCUCCCAGACCUUGCCUCUGGGUCAGACCUUCCCACCUGAUAUGAUGCAGUGCCAAUUUCUCAACUAUGGGCAAGAAUCCUUCCUCCAUAGUGGCCAGGUACCACCAUUUGGGGUGCAGAACCCUCCCCUGGAGAAUCCAGUCACGAAGUUUCUCCCACCUCCCACCAUGCACGGAGAUUCCCAGAAUUCUGCUUCAUUCCACCUGCAGAUCUCUCAGUUGCCAACCCAGUCUGGUCCUCAUUUUGGUAAGGACAAUUCAGAGCCUCCCAUGAUUCCAGCAGCUCCACCUGCAGGUUUUACCAAUCAAGUUCAGGGGUCCGGUGCGAGCCAUUCAUCAAUGGGAAAUAUAGCGAUGUCCUCCUCAAAUGGUGGGCUGCAAUGCCUUGCCAAGUCUUCCAGCUACCCUUCCACACAAGCUGAAUGCUCCUACCCCUCGGGGGUUGGAGUGGCUGGAUCAAGUCAGGAUGCCCGAGUGUAUGUGAAUGAUUGGGCCUCAGUGAAAAGUGGGCCGGUUUCAGGUCAUGUGAUGUUCAAUCCAAUGCUGGAUACAGAUAAUGCAGAAAUGCCUACAUUGGCCAAAUCAAUGAGUCAAGGUUUAACUGACUGA
Messenger RNA from Hypanus sabinus (Atlantic stingray), 1316 nucleotides. RefSeq names its product homeobox protein vent1-like. The transcript is spliced from 4 exons. Bases 351 to 1316 code for a protein of 321 amino acids. Lineage: Eukaryota; Metazoa; Chordata; Chondrichthyes; Myliobatiformes; Dasyatidae. Gene Ontology annotation, biological process: regulation of transcription by RNA polymerase II. Gene Ontology annotation, molecular function: RNA polymerase II cis-regulatory region sequence-specific DNA binding; DNA-binding transcription factor activity, RNA polymerase II-specific. The record is from RefSeq and is a predicted model, not a curated record.